Cladophialophora yegresii CBS 114405 is the source of this 1956-nucleotide messenger RNA. RefSeq names its product serine/threonine kinase 32. The record is from RefSeq and is a predicted model, not a curated record. Gene Ontology annotation, cellular component: plasma membrane; endoplasmic reticulum membrane. NCBI's taxonomy places the organism in Eukaryota, Fungi, Ascomycota, Eurotiomycetes, Chaetothyriales, Herpotrichiellaceae. The coding region runs from base 1 to 1956 and encodes 651 amino acids. Gene Ontology annotation, biological process: fungal-type cell wall organization; (1->6)-beta-D-glucan biosynthetic process. The transcript has 3 exons. Gene Ontology annotation, molecular function: glucosidase activity.
AUGUCGUCUCACAGCAACAGCAGCUCCGCGUCGCCUCCCCGAGUACCUCCCCAUAUCCGCCUCAAUUCAGGCCAGGGUGAUAUAGUGAACAGCAAUGCAACUAGUUCGUCGAGGACGUUAGUCCCCACAACCUCAAGGCCGACAGCCUCCAGAUCGCAGCUAGACGCUGUUUACACCCAAGAACAGGUACAAGGCUCAGCCGAAAGGCUACUGCCCCCUGUGUCGGGCGGCUCAAGGAGGCUCAGAGAUGGGGUUUCGCCCUUGAGGUCGCCCGUUCGCUCGAGUUAUUCUUCCAGAAGGUCAAGUUGGGAGUCGGAUCGAAGCAGGGACAGCGGAGGCUUCGAGAACCCCUUUCGAGACUCCAGCCAGUCGAGGCCUGGAUCACGGGCUGGCAGCGACGACAACGAUGUCAACACCCAGACAGUAUCAGAAAAAUUCAAUAUCCUACCCUCCUCGGGCCUCCUUCUAUUUCCCGAAGACGUCGAAAAGGACGACUACCUACACAACCCCGAUCCGAAUGACAAGGACCGCGACUGUGAUAUAUUCAACAAGCGAGGCUUGGUAAAUGUUGGCGGUCUUGCGUUCAUCACGUUAGGGAUAUUGACCCUGUUCGUCGGAUACCCAAUUCUGACAUUUGUACAAAAGAUAACCUCAACACCCGAUCCCUGCGCGGGCAGCAACGCUUGUAUAGGAAGCGGCAAGGUACCCCACUUGAAGAACAUGCGUACGAGCCUGAUUGAUCCCGACACACCUGAAUCGGCCAAGACGAAGACGGACUACCACGGCAACACGUGGAAUUUGGUCUUCUCAGACGAGUUCUCCAAGCCUGGGCGAACAUUCUACGAGGGAGACGACCCGUACUGGACUGCAGUGGACAUCUGGUAUGGUGUGACACGAGACUUGGAGUGGUACGACCCGGAUGCAGCCACCACGAAUGAUGGAGUGCUAGAACUACGCUUUGACGCUUUCCAAAAUCACGGCUUGAACUACCGCUCCGGCAUGCUGCAAUCGUGGAAUCAGAUGUGUUUCAAGGGUGGCCGAUUAGAGGCCAGUAUAUCUCUCCCUGGACGGGGCGACACGGUCGGCUUCUGGCCUGGUUUCUGGUCGAUGGGCAAUCUUGGACGACCAGGUUACGCAGCAACCACUGACGGUCUAUGGCCCUACUCCUACGCCGAUGUGUGCGAUGCCGGUAUCACCGCAAAUCAGAGCUCCCCCGACGGCAUCAGCUAUCUGCCCGGCAUGCGACUCCCAGCGUGUACAUGCUCUGGCGAAGACCAUCCCACUCCCGGCAAGUCCCGAUCUGUCCCUGAAAUCGAUGCCCUCGAAGCCAGUGUGGGAGUCCUCGACGAAGAAGGCAACGAGAUCGGCAUGGUAUCUCAGUCUUUUCAGGUGGCUCCUUUCGACAUUUGGUAUCAACCGGACUACAACUUUGUCGAGGUGUUCGAUUUCUCCGUCACCGCUAUGAACACAUAUAAAGGUGGCCCGUUUCAACAGGCAGUUUCGGGCUUGUCCAACUUGAACAAUGCGUGGUAUGAUGGAAACGCUUACCAAGUAUACGCCUUUGAGUAUACGCCUGGUGCUACUGGAGAUGUUACCUGGUUCGUCGGCGAGCAGCCGGUCUGGCGUAUGCAAGGUCAAGCUCUCGGACCGAACGGCAAUGUAGCGCAGAGAGUUGUCCCCGAGGAACCCUUGUCCGUCAUUGUGAACUUUGGCAUCUCGCCUGGUUUCUCGCCCUUGAACAUGACCGGGUUGGCUCCGUUGAUGCCAGCUAUCAUGCGCAUCGACUACAUCCGCAUUUAUCAGGACGAUAAUGGCGAGGUGACCUGCGAUCCUGAAGGGUACGAGACGACAGAGUACAUCGCUAACCACUACGAAGUAUAUCACAACCCGAAUAUAACAACCUGGGCUGAUACUGGCUACGGGUGGCCGAAGAACUCGCUUGUUGACGGCUGUUAA